AUGCAGGAGAUGGACCCGGGCUGGGACGCGUUUCGCUCCCAGAAGCGUGCCGCCGGCUACACGGCCCCGUAUGCGCCAUGGAUGGUGACAGCGCUUCAGACAGUCAAGCUCGCCAUCUUCAUCCUGCUCCAUGCCCUGCUCGUCGUCGGGACAGCCUGCUCGAAAGCGGUCGUCAUUCUGCUCGCCACCAACUUUGAUGGUCCGCCAGCGCAUGCUGUAGGGACUGAGUUUACGAAGAAGUGCCCGGUAGAUGCUACACGCACGGAAAAACAACACGCGGCCAUCUACUUGACGCUACUCUUCAUACAAAUCGACCCGGACCUCUGCGCGAUCAUCCAGUCCAUCUUCCGGCUCAUCACCCAGGGCCGCGGUACUGGUGGACUCAACAUUACGGUAAUAAUCCUGGAAUGCUGUCGGGCCGCCGGACUAUCCACGAUGUUCUUCCUCGUCUUCCCGAAGUUGGACAUGACCCGCGCGCUGCUUUUGCUAUCAUGCCUUCCGCUUAUCCCUGUGGCACAACGCAUGGUGGCGAAAAUGUCGCGCUCGCUGCGCCGGGAUAGCACGCUCGUGAGACGGAUGGGGCUGACGCUAAUGUCCCUGCCAACAUGUAUCGUCUUCCUCACCUUGCUGACCGGCUGUUACUGGUGGUCGAUUUUGGAGACGCCGUUUGAUAACUACGUAACGUUGCCGUUGGCCAUCGUUCUCUCUUCACUCGGCUUUUGGGAAGCUUGGAUCACCACCGGACAUGCUGGCACCUUCUUCCACCACCUCUACCAAUUGAAAUACGGCAUCCGCAAGCUGAACUCGCCGACUCGACUAAUCGCCUCCAGUUUGCGGACGAUCAUCACGCUUUCCGUCUUCGCCGUCGCUGCUCAGCUCCGAAUGUGCGCCCGACUUCUGGCGGGUUUGGAGCUCCGCACGUUGCCCAUCUUCCAUCCGCUCUUCUUGACGGCUCCGCUGCUGCUCACCACAAUCGUCAUCACAUGCCACAUUUCUCCGGAUUGCAGCUUUGCACGUACCUUGGCCAGUUACGGCCUCUCAAUUCGAUGCUCGCAGUGGAGCAGCGACCCGAAGCCGUUCAGCGAUCUCUACAUCGCCGUCAUCUGGUUGAUCAUCUCCAUGUACAAGGCAUACGAGCUGGCCAGCCAGCCGACCUUCGAGAAACAAGAUGAAAUCAUACGCUCUUCGCCAGCUUUCCUGAACGGACUAUGCGUGGAGCAAAGUCUGCUCGUCUUCGAGUUUGCACUGGCCCGAGAUGAAUCCAAGCAAAUGAAGCUCGACUUUGACGCGAUCUUUGACGAGAGCUCGGAGAGGCCAAGCUCCAUGCGAUACGAGGCUGAUAAGAUGGCGAACGUGUACAUCUGCGCGACAAUGUGGCACGAAACCGACAACGAGAUGCGGCAAAUGUUUAGCAGUAUCCUGAAGCUCGAUGAGGAGCAAGCACAACUGGCCGCAAAGAAGGCGGGCACAACGGCUGGAGGCGAUGCACAGAAGUUCCGACUGGAAGCCCAUAUCUUCUUCGACGACGCCUGGGAGGAUCAACCCGAAUUUGGACGUGCCCCCAACGAUUUCUUCCGCACCUUCUUCCAGCUGAUGAACACGAUGAUCCAUGGCAAAGAAGACGCAACCAACGGCGACCCAACAAAAAUCCUCGUCAGCACGGCCUAUGGUGGGCGAUUGGUCGUUCGCCUUCCUGCCGGCACGCUGCUUUUUGUGCAUCUGAAGGACAAGAAAUUGAUUCGUCACAAAAAGCGUUGGAGUCAGGUGAUGUACAUGUACUACCUACUUGGCCAUCGCAUCAUGGAAUCGCACAUGUCCAUCGAGGACAAGCAGCUCAUCGCCGAGAACACCUACAUCCUAGCCAUUGACGGAGAUUCCAAGUUUGAACCGGAGGCGUUUUUGAGGUUACUCAAUCUGAUGAGCGCCAAAUCGGACAUUGGCUGUGCAUGUGGUCGGAUUCAUCCGAUUGGCCGAGGGAUCAUGGUCGCCUACCAAAAGUUCGAAUACGCCAUCGCCCAUUGGUUCCAGAAAGCCGCCGAGCACGUGUUUGGCUGUGUGCUCUGCGCGCCCGGAUGCUUCUCACUGUUCCGCGCCUCCGCUCUGAUGGACGACAACGUGAUGCACAAGUACACGACGACGGCCGUCGAACCCCGGCACUUUGUCCAGUACGAUCAAGGAGAGGACCGCUGGCUGUCGACAUUGUUGCUCAAGCAGGGUUAUCGUAUCGAGUACGCCGCCGCCUCGGACGCCGAAACGUAUGCACCGGAGGGCUUUGACGAAUUCUUCAACCAACGCCGUCGCUGGACACCUUCAUCCGUGGCCAACACCAUCGAUCUGCUGGCCGAUUACAAGCGUGCCUGCGCGAACAACGCGUGCAUCUCUCGCCUCUACAUCCUCUACCAGUUCGGCGUUAUCGGAUUCUCGAUGCUCGGCCCGGCCAUCAUCUUCUCCAUGUUGGUCUAUGCCCAGGUGGCCGCCUUCCACGUGCCGAUGGAUCGAAUCAUGCUGUACAACGCCGUCCCCAUCGGCGGCUUCAUCGCCUCGUGUUUCCUGAUGGAGAGCAGCGUGCAGCUGUUCCUGGCAAAGAUUCUAUCCGUAUGCUACGCCUUCGUGAUGUUGGCCGUCAUCGUCGCGACAAGUAGUCAGAUUGUCCUGGAAACCAUGUUUUCCCCUACUUCAAUGUUCGUGGUCGGAAUGAUUGGAAUCUUCUUCGUCGCUGCCUGCUUACACCCACGCGAAUUCACGAACAUCCUUUAUGGAACGAUCUUUUUCCUGAUGAUCCCUUCAACGUAUGUGGUGCUGUCCUUCUAUUCACUCAUCAAUCUCAACGUCAUCAACUGGGGAACACGAGAAGCUGUGGCGAAGGCGACUGGAAAGGAAGUAAAGAAGGCCUCGGCCGUCGACAAAUUCUUCGACAAGCUGGCCGGUGGACCGUUGGGGCGUCUCUUCAAACGCGACGGUCCCGAAGAAUCGAAACGGAUGGAGGAGCUCGAGAAGCGUCUGGAGGAGAUCCACGUCGCGCUCAACAAGGAGCCGAAUGGGAACAACGAAGGCGAGUCGACGAAGCCAGAAAGCGAGCUGAAGGAUCUGUCUUUGAGCGAUUCUGAGGACAGUGACGACGGCUCGGAUAUGGAAGUCCGAACGUCGACGCGUGAUUUGUGGAUGGAUGCCGAAUACUUGCAGACCUGCGAAAAGGGACGGCUGAAGGCCAGCGAACAGCAAUUCUGGGAUCAGCUAAUCGACACUUACUUGAAGCCUCUCCAAACGACAGCCGCCGAGACGUUGGCGCAUGCGGAUGCGUUGCGUGAGCUCCGGAAUCACAUCGCCUUCUCGCUGAUCCUGCUGAACGCGCUGAUGGUGCUGGCCAUCUACUUGACGCAGAGCCACAAGGACGUGCUCGCCUUUUCCUGGAUGCCACAUGAAAACUUCACGCAGUACCGCUGGAACGGGACGGUGCAAGAAUGGACCAUGGAACCUGUGCCGCUGAAGGUCGAGCUGCUCGGCCUGACAAUCAUCUUUGCACUUUUCGGCAUCCUUGUCGUGCAGACGAUCGGGUUGUUCUUCCAUCGGCUGAACACUAUGGUCGGCGCCUUCCAAGAAAUCAAGGCGAUGGGCGACUUUGUGUCGACGACGACAGGGAAGAAGGCUGAUGACGACGAUGUGCUAGAAGCUGCCCGUUCCCUGCUCGCCACGUCGGACUACUGGCGAGCCCAUGGAGGUGCCGGCUACACGCGAGAAGCGGGCGCUGGACGUGACGCCGUCCUCCACAAGCUGCAACGGGCCCGUUUCGCCAGCGCCGUCCGCAACCACGACACGCAGCGAAAAGCU
This is a messenger RNA of Mesorhabditis spiculigera, 3828 nucleotides long. The record is from the annotation of a GenBank genome assembly. Lineage: Eukaryota; Metazoa; Nematoda; Chromadorea; Rhabditida; Rhabditidae.